Molecule: messenger RNA, 1056 nt
Organism: Paramacrobiotus metropolitanus
Lineage: Eukaryota; Metazoa; Tardigrada; Eutardigrada; Parachela; Macrobiotidae
Product: mitochondrial import receptor subunit TOM20 homolog B-like
Exons: 1
Coding region: 270-800 (176 amino acids)
Biological process (GO): protein targeting; protein import into mitochondrial matrix; tRNA import into mitochondrion
Cellular component (GO): mitochondrial outer membrane; mitochondrial outer membrane translocase complex
Molecular function (GO): transmembrane protein transporter activity
Source: RefSeq, a predicted model, not a curated record
AGUAGACAUGGAAACCGGAAACGGAAGUACCGCACAGUACAGUGUGCAUAAGCAACGCGGGGGGCAGUUAGUAGCGUUUCGCUGGUAUAGGCCUCUGUUACUCUGUAUGUAUGAGUCGACUGAUCAUUCCAGCUGCAAGUGUAAGCUCAAGCAAGCUGACGAAAAUAUCAUGAAAUUUAGGGAAAAUUUGCGUGUUUUAACGUAAUUGGUGCUCCUUUAUCUCUUGAAUAGUUUUGAUUGCCAUAUUAGUUAUUCCAAAGCACGCCAAAAUGGUAUCCAAGCUCUUCCUGGGAGCAGUGGCGGGCGCCACCGCCGUCGUGGGUUACUGCAUCUACUUCGACCAUACCCGCCGCAGCCAUCCCCUGUACCGUCAGCGCGUCCGCGAGAAACGCGCCCGUAAUCGCGCCGCGGCCAACCGUGCCACGGGCAUGCCCGACCCGACGGACCCUGAAGCCAUGCAGCGCUACUUCAUGAUCCAACUGCAGCGCGGCGAGGCCUGCCUGAUGAACGGGAUGGUAGAGGAGAGUGUGCAGCACUUCAGCAACGCCGUGCGGGCCUCCGGGUCCCCGUCACAGUUACUGCGCAUCCUGGCUGAAUCCCUGCCGCCGCAGGUGUUCAGUUUGAUUGUCCGGGCCCUGGAAAGCGAGACCGCGGGGGCCAUGGGCGGCCCGACCAAGACGUCGACCACCGUGCGCACCACCACCACCGGGCCCAGUGGGGUGGUGUUCGAUGAAGAACUGAAGGAGACGGUGGUGAGUACCGGAGCGACGGUGACGCUGGUGGAGGACGAUGUGGAAUGAGGCAGGGUUUUGUUGGUUUUCCAUUGCUGAUCUACUGGCCAAAGGUUUCGGGGUUUGCUUGCUGCUGCCGUACUUAUUUGUGGCAGUUUGUCCCUAGGUGGUAAAUUUGGUAAUGCUGUACGUGUGAAAUGGCAGGUACUUCUUCUGGUAAACUGAUAACAGAAAAUGUUAUUUUCGUUUACGUUUUGCGCGAAUUUGCGCCGUGUUGUUAUUUGUCGCGCUCAGUCCUAUUAAACGGCAAAAAUUGCGGUUGUAG